GGCCCGCGCAGGCUCUGGAGGAAAAUCCGCUGCUCCUGCCCGAGCCGCGGGGCUGCGGCGCGGCCUGGCCGCGCUCUCACGGCACGGAGAAGGUCCUGGCACCUUCCGGCCUUCUGAAAUCCAGCUCUUUUACUGCAUCUCGCUCACCUCGCCAAAAUGCAAAAGCAUUUUAACCUCUUUUUGUCUUUUUUUAUUUUUUUGUCUUUUUCUUUUGGGUUUUUUUUUUUUUUUUGUACUAUUGUCGUUCCCUUCUUUUUUUUUUCCUGUGGAACUUCUAAUAGAACGGGAUAACGAGAAGCUGCUCCUCUAGAAAAAUGGCCUGCAAUAAUGCAAAGAUUUUUGUUUUGUUCUCUGAUAAAGGCUUAUUUGUGGUGCUUUUUCAUCCACAAAAAAUGAUGUGACUUCCGUGCAAGUUUAGAUUUUUUGUCAAUGCAUGGCUGCGGUUGAGCAGCUCUACUUAACUUUUAAAAUUUUAAGGUUUCAUUUUGAGCUAUCAGAGUAUUGUUUUUGCCAUCGUAUGUAGAGGGAUACCAGUAUUUGUAAGGAAUGUUAUUUCUAGUCCAGUGACACAGGAGCUGCAACCUUAUAGUCUUUCAAAGCAAACAUUUCCUCUUUGUUUUAUCGAGAUUCUCUAUCAAAUGUCUAUCAGCUAUCUUUGCAGACUAUAUACCAAAUAUUUCUAUUGUAGCUUCUAAGUGAUGGUACCUGAUAAAUGAAGUUAGAUUGUCUUUAACUAGCAGUUUUUUAACAUACCCGUAGUAGAUUGUUAGCUUUGUGCGUUUGCCGUACAGCUUUAGAAUGGCAGGGUACGAUACAGCUGUGUUUUCAUAGCUUAUUUCUUUGUAUGUCUGCAUUAAUGCCUUGAGCUUCAAGCUGUGUUUGUGUCAAAAGCGAUUUGUCUGUUACACUGCAGAAAAGGAACCUCAGGAAUAUGUGGUCAAAUAAUAGAUUAUUGCUUUGGUAAUGGAUUGCAGUUUAAAUGAGAUGUAAAAAUAAACAUUUUGAAGGAGUUUUGAGAAGUGUAUUUCAAAUUGAUUUAAUAAUUUACUUAAAGUGUUCUCUUUGUAAUUGAUAUUUCAUUUCUACUACCCCAUCCGAGGAAGAGUAAUUUUGCUUUAUGUUAAAGGCUAAUACAAAGCAAAUACUUAAAAUAGUGUAAAAGGUACUUUAGGUAGAAAGUCACAUUGACUUUACUCUGUCUUCGUUCUUUUGUAGCUUUUGAUUCUUUUCUCAGAGGAAGGAAGGCACAGUGUUAAGUGAUGAAUGGUCCCUGGUAACAGGUGCACAAAUUAGGAUGCAAAAUAAGUCUUUUUCUUUUAGAAUACCUCCAGUUGUGUGCUGCUUCAGCUCAGUGAACAUUUUGCUGUCCCGUACUGUCCAGGAGAAGGGAAUUGUCAGGAGUUUGAGCAGCGGCCAGGUCCAAGUGCUGGCUGCUCUGGGAUGGGCACAGGGAUAAGGAUGAGGGUUCCUGCAUUUAGUUUAUUCAGGAUGGCUUCAUUCACCCUACGGCAUGUUGCUCUUGCCUUGCUAUUGCAUGUGAGUCUUCACCUUAAGAGUUUUGUGUUAACACGCUCAGCAUAGGUGGAGUCUUUGAGAAGCACUAUUACAAUUUUGGGGGGUCGUUAGCAGGUGCCUGUGAAGCAAAUUGUUUUCCUAAGGGCUUGGCUGAAUUUGGAUGGGUUUUUACACAGAUAAUCAGGGCAAUUCGUCGAGUUUCAGGCCUUACAAUGGCCAGAAUGCAAAUAUUCAUGAGGAGGGUGGGACGCACCUUGUGCUCUUUUAGUUACUCUUUUCCUGUCUGCUUGUCGUGAUACCUUCUUUCCUUUCUGUGCUUCCCGUGAUACCUUCUGUAUCUCCUGCAGCCUCUGACGUGUGUACACACCACAGCACCCCGAGACAGACUUUCCUUGCCUCUCACUGACUUUUUUUUCCUGUGUUGCUGCUACGUCUCUUGGACAUCUCGGCAGCUCACCAGCAGUGCUUUUUGCUCAGCAUUAAUUUGAGGCAGCUUGGUUUUUCAUCUCCUCUGUGCAAGGAAAUCAGUGCACCUGGUAAAGACAGCAUGGGCUGGGUAGUCUGUUCCUGUGGCUUGUGUCACAAAAGAUCCCAAAAGAUGGGAGGAAGGUUUCUGCUUAGCUUAUGAUCCCUAAGAUAUACUGUGAUCCAAACCGAUAGAUCCUCUUCCUGAACCCAAGAGUUCAGCUCUAAAGUGCAAAUUCCUGUAACUUAAGGUCUGCAUAGCUCUUGUUCUGAGCAUGGAGUGAGGUGUCUCUCCAUGGACACCAUUUUUAGGGAGGAGGGGAAGGAAGCCUUAUCACCCAUCUCAGCACAGCGGGAUUUAUGGAGUUUUGCCUGUACCUAAGUGUUACUUCAUCUGCCAUUGGUUGUAUUUAUUUAAGGGAAUAUGAUUUUGCUUCUCUCCCUCUGUGCACCAGGGAUCAGCAGUUUGAGCAGUUACUCAAAACCAAAUUGGACUAAAUUAGUAAAUGCUUCCAGAGACGUAGUCUGCUAAAUUGUGCUGGGCUACAUGGCUGAUUUUUAAUUGUGUAGUGGGACUGUACUUUGCUCCACCAAGAUAACACUUGUUAAAUAAAUGAAAUUUUCAGUUUUGAAGGCAAUUUACAGUUCCAGCAGGUUUUGCAAUUUUCAAGGUUGAUAUCAGAGUUACACUUAAAACUACGUAACGCUUAUUUUACUGUCUGCAGAAUGUUUUCCUCUGUAUACACUUGAGCAGAAAAUUGUUUUACCUACUUAAUACUCUUGGACUUCAUUUCUGAUGAUCGAUUUUUUUAGAAUUGGAAGAAGGGUCUGUAUUUGCAAGGUAGUUGGUUUGCUCAUAUUUUAAGUAUAUAGCUAACAUGGUGAUGCACAGAGUUUUGUAGGAUGUGUUUCAAGUUCUGUUUGUAAUCUGGCUUUGGCAAUUCAGGCUGCCCCUUUAGUUCCUGAAAUGCAAGCCUGUGCUAAAGCACUGCCAUUAACUGUCAUGGCUGAUGCUGAUACAUCUGUAAUGUACUUAUCAGAUUGCUAAUUAACUCACAGCCACACAAAACAACCCACUCAAAAUUCCUCUUUUUGUUGGCAGUCUCAGUGGAUUUGCAGGAUUUGAAGGGCCAUGGCCAGGAUUCAUUUGUUUUGGUCAUGUAAAUAAGAGACUUUUGUGAUUGCUUGACAGUUAAGAAGUUAGAAGUCUGUUUGGCAUGAAAGUAAAACAACAACAGAAAUAGGUCUCCAUUUCUUUCAGGUUUUUAGCCCUUAAGGAUUCAUCUAAUCACCAGAUGUUCCCAGUUUUACUUAAAACACUGAUAUAACUGGAGGUUUUAUGAUUUAAGGGAUAAGUAGCCCCAUGAAGUGCUUCAGAAGUUAACUGUAUAUAUUUUUUUUAGUGUGAGUAGUCAUUGCUGCUCAUUUCUAGGAAUGACUUAGAUACAGCUGUGACAUGGAUUGGCUGGAUGCCUUCUGCGUAUGUAUUUUAGCUAUAUAUACACUUGAUGUAAAAACAGACCAAACAAAAACCAGUAAUUUUAAAUCAGACUGAUUCAUCUAUUAAGUGUUUUAAAUCUGUUUCCCUUCAUACUUCCAGGAUGAAAAUCCAUUUGGAAUCAUAUGCUUUAUCUCACUAACAUGUGCUGUAAAAUUACUUUAAAGUUUGGGUUUUUUCAUCUUUGUUAAGCAUGUUCUAAGUAUUUUCACAAAAUCCCCUGACCUGCCAUUCAGCUUUUUUUCCUGAGUGUGCUCAUUAUGAUUAGUUACCCAAACUUUUUUUGACUAUUAAAAUACAAGUAACUUAUUACCAGUCAGUCUGCAGUAAAUAAAUGGGUUUGAGGCCCUUUAGAAGGGAAGGUGUGCCUGAGCACUGCUAAUACAAGUUUGGCCAGGAGAGAAGAAAUGUAUCCUGGCUGUGAACAAGAAAUACCACCUGCCUUGAGAGAAACUUGAUGGGCUGUUUUGCUAGUUUUGAAAGCAGUACAGUUUUCUCAGUGGUCUUUGACACUGCUGAUGAAUUGCUUAUUCAAGAGUGGAUUUCUGGACUGUAGAGGUAGACAAUGUUAUUAGCUCAGAUAAAUCGAGACUCUCAGGGAAUGACGGAAUUCUCUGGAGGAGGAAUGGAGGCUCAGCACGUGACUCUGUGUCUAACAGAAGCUGUAGCUGUGCAAGGUGAACCCUCAGAUGGUGACAACUUGGAAAACAUGGAAGGUGUAAGUUUGCAAGCAGUUACCCUGGCUGAUGGCUCCACUGCUUACAUACAGCACAAUUCUAAAGAUGGUAAAUUAAUGGAUGGCCAAGUGAUUCAAUUAGAAGAUGGUUCUGCUGCUUAUGUUCAACAUGUACCUAUGCCUAAAAGCAGGGAGAGCCUGCGUCUAGAAGAUGGACAAGCAGUUCAGCUGGAAGAUGGAACUACGGCAUUUAUUCAUCACACCUCAAAAGACAGUUAUGACCAGAGUGCACUGCAAGCUGUGCAGCUGGAGGAUGGAACCACUGCCUACAUCCACCACACAGUGCAGAUGCCACAGUCAGACACCAUUUUAGCCAUCCAGGCUGAUGGCACAGUGGCAGGACUGCACACAGGAGAUGCUGCCAUCGACCCAGACACCAUCAGUGCUUUGGAGCAGUAUGCAGCCAAGGUGUCUAUUGAUGGAAAUGACAGUGUUAGUAGCACAGGAAUUAUAGGUGAAAAUGAACAAGAUAAAAAAAUGCAGAUUGUCUUGCAAGGACACGGAACAAGAGUGACUGCAAAAUCUCAACAGACGGGAGAGAAAGCUUUUCGCUGUGAUUAUGAUGGCUGUGGAAAACUCUACACGACAGCUCACCAUCUUAAGGUGCAUGAAAGGUCUCACACAGGAGACAGACCAUACCAGUGUGAACAUCCUGGAUGUGGCAAAGCCUUUGCAACAGGCUAUGGGUUAAAAAGCCACGUGCGAACACACACUGGUGAGAAGCCUUAUCGGUGCACAGAAGAGAACUGCACCAAAUCCUUCAAGACUUCUGGAGACCUGCAGAAGCACAUUCGGACCCAUACAGGUGAAAGGCCUUUCAAGUGUCCCUUUGAAGGAUGUGGCAGGUCAUUCACAACAUCUAAUAUUAGAAAAGUUCACAUCAGGACACAUACAGGCGAAAGGCCUUAUUACUGUACAGAGCCAGGAUGUGGGAGAGCUUUUGCCAGUGCAACUAAUUAUAAGAAUCAUGUGAGAAUACACACAGGGGAGAAGCCCUAUGUCUGUACAGUUCCUGGCUGUGACAAACGUUUCACAGAGUAUUCCAGUUUAUACAAACAUCAUGUUGUACAUACUCAUUCCAAACCAUACAACUGCAAUCACUGCGGGAAGACCUACAAGCAGAUCUCCACCCUCGCUAUGCACAAACGGACAGCGCACAACGACACAGAGCCCAUUGAGGAAGAACAAGAGGCUUUCUUUGAGCCACCUCCAGGACAAGGUGAAGAUGUGCUCAAAGGCCCCCAGAUCACCUACGUGACAGGUGUAGAGGGAGAAGAUGUCAUUUCUGCACAGGUUGCUACAGUUACUCAGUCAGGAUUAGGCCAACAAGUAGCACUAAUAUCCCAGGAUGGAACCCAGCAUGUGAACAUAUCCCAGGCAGACAUGCAGGCCAUCGGCAACACCAUCACGAUGGUGACACAAGAUGGCACCACCAUCACAGUCCCUGCCCACGACGCCGUCAUCUCCUCCGCAGGAACGCAUUCGGUGGCCAUGGUCACUGCAGAGGGCACCGAGGGACAGCAGGUUGCAAUUGUGGCCCAAGACCUAGCAGCGUUUCACAGUGCCUCCUCAGAAAUGGGACACCAGCAGCACGGACACCAUCUAGUGACUACAGAAACCAGACCUGUUACAUUGUUGGCUACAUCCAAUGGGACACAAAUUGCAGUGCAGCUUGGAGAACAACAGUCUCUGGAAGAAGCCAUUAGAAUAGCCUCCAGAAUACAACAGGGGGAAACACCAGGGAUUGAUGAUUAACUUCCAAAACUGCUACCAGAACAAUAGAGUGAAAGGUAUUUUAUUUUCAACCAACAAAGGUCCAUGCCAGCAACAGCCCAUAAAAACUUUGAAGUCCCCCACUCAGUGAUACUGUGUACACAUUUUAUGCAAGAGUGAAGAACAUUUUCUAAGUUUUGUGUACAUAACCCUUGGAACAGACUGACAUCAUCUACUUCCAACCGUUGCAUUCAGGAGUAUGGAAUUAGGAUUAUAUAGUAAACUUCCUUGUUAUCCUUUCAUCAGAUUUCAGACUGGUCUACAAGCAAGUAAAAACAGAAGUAUUGGAAUUAAUUUUUAAUGUCAUGUACAAAUAAUGAAGGCAUUACUGAAGAUUUCAGCUGUUUAAAUAACCAUUUCAGGAACAUUACAAGUAAUAAAGGCAGCAAAGCCUUUUUAAAUUGCAUUCCAUUAAUGGAAAAGUCUUGGAUUUUGAGCCUACUACUGUAAAUCUUCGUAUUUUGAUUUGUUUCAUACAGAUUUGAAUACUCUUUAGAUUAUCUACCCCAUCUCAUUCAUUGUAAAUACAGACUGUUAAUGCUGGAAGUGCUAAUUAUAUUAUCUUUAAAUUGGAUUAUGUACAAAGAACUGGUUGUUCAAUAUUAAAGAAAGUAAAUCUAAUGAUUUUGUUUCUUCACAUAUUUUACUUAAGAUGUUACUCUCAAAUUAUUAUGCAAUAAAAUAUAGCAAGAUUGUAUUGUUUAGAUAGGAUGAUAUUGUUGUGUGAUGUAUUGUUUUACUUCUUAUUGAGACUGAAGUUCAAAUUAUUUAUUUACGGCCUUGUAUAAAUUUUUCCAAAGUUUAUUUAUCAUAAACUUAAUUUUUUGACAUUAAUUUUGAUCGUAAUCCACUAUAGUGUAUUAAGUAAAUACUGGUAAUAGUUAUUUCAGACAUUCUAAAACACUACAAGAGUGAUUUUCACUAAAAGGUGAAGUUACCCAUUUUCAAGAGAACUGUUUUCAAAUGGUGCAUUUGCAGCAAAAGUACAAGUACUAAUAGUCUAUUUUCAACAGUUCUGAGUGCCUACUGCUACCAUUCAGUACCUAGCAUGUGCUGAUAAUCAGUGCUUUUGAAAAUCAGGACACAAGUUACUAGAAAAAAGGAUUUGAUGAUGAUGUAAGUACAAUGCUCCUCUCCAACUAUCAUUCUGUAAAGGAAAAAAAUCCACUGUAGAUAUGUCUAAUACAUACAGCAAAAUGUAACUUCCAAUUUUUUUUAUAUGAAGAAGUGUUUUUACUCUUGUCUUGUUAGCAGGCUGGUUAAGCAAGUUAAAAUUUUUGGCUUCCUGUAAGAUUCAGUGCUUAUUUUAGAUUAGUGUCAAGAGCACUUGUGAAACUGAAGCCUCACCUUUUGCCUUCUCAAGGGAAGGACUGAACAUCCCCUGGACAAAAUCUUUAUUAAGGAAUCUGAAGUACUGUGAGGUGCACAUCCUAUAUGAAAAAAUAAAGUCCAUAACGAAGUACCUGGAGGUAUUUGACCUCAGAAAGGCCAAGUUUGAAUAGAAUGAGCCAAUUUAUUGUGAAUUACAGUGUGGGUUGCAGCCUUUUAUGUUUUCUACACAGAAAGCCAGCUGUAAAGUGCAGUGAGAGAAUACAGUACUGUGGGAUAGAUGGGGACAAAGCAAAGGCUAUUCUCUGCCUAAAUUACAAGGGAAAACUUGGAAACAUUUAGGUUGUUGGUAACUUUUGUAUAGGAUUGAGGUUGCUUGCUCACUUAGGUGCCGGUUUUCCUGAAAUGUUGUAAAUCUUGAUAUCCCAUGGAGAUAAAUGUACUAUGCAAGGAGGAUUAAUUGCCUGUCAACUAGAUCAGUUUCUUAGUACUUAUCACCUUUUAGAUAUUAAAGUUGUAUCAUUUGACAUGAAUGUUCAAA
This is a messenger RNA of Pseudopodoces humilis (Tibetan ground-tit), 7857 nucleotides long. It is a transcript of the gene ZNF143, whose product is annotated as zinc finger protein 143. Gene Ontology annotation, molecular function: DNA-binding transcription factor activity, RNA polymerase II-specific; RNA polymerase II cis-regulatory region sequence-specific DNA binding. Gene Ontology annotation, biological process: regulation of transcription by RNA polymerase II. The record is from RefSeq and is a predicted model, not a curated record. NCBI's taxonomy places the organism in Eukaryota, Metazoa, Chordata, Aves, Passeriformes, Paridae. Gene Ontology annotation, cellular component: transcription regulator complex; chromatin; PcG protein complex.